UACUAAUACAUAGAGUGACCGACUGACCACCUUCUGGUCCUCCUCCUCCUCCUCGUUCUCCUCGUCAUCCUGUUCUUCGUCCUCUUCCUCGAACCCCCUUAACUCGAAACCGCCCGCUGCAUCCAUCCGUACGUCGCCAUCUCUCAACUGCGCACGCCUCUUGCGCCCGGAGCGCCUACGACCUGCCGCCUGGCCUCGUACAGCACCCAAACUGCGUCUCCCUAGCCCAAUUCAUCGAGCAGGCUGCCUGCCGCCACUGCAGAUUGCUUCUAAUUAGACUGUGGGGACACGAGUCCAUCUCCCACGCGCAGGUCCCCGACGGGACCGCCGUUGGCUCGCUCCGUCGUCGUCAUAGCACCUGGCAAUUCCUUUUUGCAGCUCCGUCGUGCCCUGUGCCCAGUCCUCGCUGAGUGAGCGAAUCCGUUAGUUUGCUGCCCAUAUCGGCGCCGCAGACGAGCAAACCAGAGCAGCGUCCCCGACAGCUACCGACAGGGUUCCUCACUCUCACCGUCGCUUUGGCUCACUUGGGCGGUCACGACAAGGGGCCCGGCCGACAAUAAAAGACGAUACAUAACCUGACGGAACGCCCUCGCGACCCGCUAUAGGAGCCGUCUGGUCUCGCCGUCUCGCCGUCUCGCCGUAGCAUAACAAUUGCUACCACAGCCUACUUCGUACCCAUCAGAGAUCCUGGCUGCCAGCCAGAGAAAAGACAGCUGGUCCCGAUACCAUCUCGUCCAUACUUUUUCACCCUCUCUCCCCGCACUCGUCCUAGAUCGCAAAAACCUGUCUCGAACCCCAACUGCACAUGGUCUUCCCCGCAGCAGCCACCACGGCCCUCUGUCUAGGAUAACGCGCCCGAGAGGUUUCCGCGGGCCUUCCCGUCACCGAGACAGAGCGGACAAUGGCUCGCUUUCCUUUUUCUAUGCCUGGCCGCAAGAAGUCGGCCCCCCAGCUUACACUCACUGAGCACAUGAGCAAAGCCCAGCGCGUCCUCGGCGCCACGCCUCUCAGCAUCGACACACCGCCUCAUUGGGACGACAAUUCGUCCUCGAGCUUCAGCGACGAGCCCUUGAGCUCCAAGCCCGCUAGCUAUGCGGAGUCCUGGGCCCGCGAAUUCGAUGACGACCACGGCCUUGAAACCGCGAGGUCCGAAAAUGGCUGGGGCGAGGAAUCGGACAUCAUUCCCCUCCCGCUCCGGGUAGUUGCCGGUGAUUACGGCGACGACGUUGGCAUUGAGAAAUCCGCCGACUCUAGCAUGAUGCGGACAAGCCGCUCUUCGUCCACAAUCCGGUCGUGGUACGAUAGAUCCAAGAUGCCGUUGGCAAUUUCGCAGCAAACGUCUUCCUCGGCCAUGGCCAAAGGCAUACCAACCAAAGCCGAGAGGCUCUUGGACGUUGGAGACUCUCAUGCCGUCAGGCCCAGAAAGAAGCCAGGCAAGCUGGAUCUCGCAGCCCUCGUUCCCGGAUCGCGGUUCCCCCCGAGGAGAACCUCGCUUCUGCACCCGCAAGGCGACAGGGCCAUCCUGAGCUCCGUGUACGUGACCAAAUCACCCGCCAUGUUGACACCUACGGCACCAACCACGCCGCGUCACCUGGCGCAUCCACCCAGGGGACAUGUCCGCCCAGAUGGCGUGGAUGAAGGGUCUAGACCGGUUGCCGACGGAGGCAAUCAGUGGGCGCCCAACAACGCUCUCAGCGAGCUUCCCAGCUUGUACGACCACUACGAGCAAAUGUCGCUGAGGCAGAUCAUGAAGCACGAGCCAACAGGGGAAAUUUCACUGCCUACCUCUACUGAGCAGGGGGCUAAAGCGCAAUCUUCAUCCAAGAGAAGCAGCAAAACAUAUGACUGGCUCCAUCAGGAUCCCAGUCCAGCAACGCCACAGACCGCCAUGUUCACGAAGCCGCUGGAGCCGUCCUCUCCCACCAACUAUGCCGCCAGCAUCUCUAGCAGACUCACACGGGCCUCCAAGAUGUCUAGGAAUACAGAACAAGGGCUCAAUACUGCUGAUUUGCACCAUACUAGCGUUCUGCUUCUCUCAUCCGACUCGGAGGAUGACAAUGAUGAUCUUGCCUCAUCCACGACUACCGUCACGACGGCCCUCACGGCGACAACUGCCCCCAAAAGUCCAGUCGCUGUCUCGAUCAGACGCCCUUCCACAAUCGAUGAUGACCUCUCGUCGGUGGACUCUUCCCACCAGGCUUCCAGGAGAUGCCGGGGCAGUGACAAGCGUUCCAGCAAAUCAAGCAAGCGAACUAGCUUUGCGUCUUCAAAUACGCACAUACUAAUUUACGAUGGCACAGAGCGCUCCAAGUCGCUACAUCCGAAUUCCCGCGCGAACACCUCACAAGCAAACAUCUCGCAAACGACGAGCGUCUCUUCCCGCCGAGCGUCCGUCGCCUCGACGUACUCUGGCAAUUCCGCCUCGACUUGGCACAGUCGGUCGGGAUACAUUGAGGAAGCACGGGCGGUAACGAUGCACAGGGCCCGGUAUCCGUCGAAUGCCGCCGACUCGGAACAAGAUCAGCCCCAGUUCGACCAAAAUGUGUUCCAUCGCGAGUCACUGUCCGGCUCGGGGCAUCAACUGACACCUCCGUUAAGCCCCACCUCUAUUGACCAGUUCGACCGAAUCAGUCAGCCCUCAAAUGAUGCAUCAUUAAGCCACAGUCGCAUCAUGGCCGUGACGCGCCAAGAGGAAUUAUUGUUGGCAGCAUUGCGGCAGAGACAGGAUUCGUUCCGGUGCAACGUCCUUGCUCAACUUCAAGAAACCCACGAAGAGGACAUGUAUGAGAUGGCAACGUCAGGCGUAGGUUCUCAUUCGGACCGGCAGUCGAAAGGACAUAGAAGCAAGACUUCGCAAGGCACAGUCACAGGAACCACGUUCGACUUUGGUUUCCCCGCACCUCCCAGCUUUAAAAAUAGGCGCAACGGUCCGGUCGAAACCAGAUCAGAUCGCCAUAGGUCCGUUAGUCGUUGCUCGUCGAGCCACCAGUCGCUCAGUCGUCGCUCGGGGGUGAUAUCUGGUGCGAACGCAUCCGACUUUGAUAUUGCGGCUGUCACCCUGACGUGUGGUCCUCGGGGUAGUGCAGGCUCGGAUGGACAAGUAGACGAAGCGUCGACCUCUCUCGACGAUAUGGAGCCGAGCCCCGAUCUGAGCGACAUUCAAGACUGGGAGCAUGCCUUGUCUGCAGCGUCUGAGGUUCAUGUGGCCGAACUUCCUUGGCCCAUGCAUUGCCAGGAGACGGCGAGCAAGCGCCACGACCAGGUGCCCUCGGCGAGCCCGCACUGCACGCCGCGGGUUGACAGCCUCCUGCGCCGCGGCGGCGAGCCGCUGGCGGGCGUGGUAGAAGAGAGCAGCGAAGACGACGAGGAUCUGCCCCGACCAGACAGCCCCAUCUCGCCGACUGCCUUCCCCGCCGUGCCGGACAAGAGGAUGACGCGCAGCAACAUGGUGCGCCUGAGCGCAGUCGGGUCGGGCGUGCUUGGCGGCACGGGGCUGGCCCACAGGAACGAGCCAGGCUGGUGGGGGGAUGAGGACUAAUUCACACACACGACUUAUGAGAUACCAUGUAUCAUACACUUCUGAUUCCCUUUUGUUUCCGGAGUUCUGGGCAGGCUUAGUCCUUCACAUUGUACAAAGAGGCCCUACGAAGCUAGUGCCUUCGACCACUUGAGCACGGCGCUCGCUUUUGGAGAUUUUCUUGGGUAAGGGAGGUAAAGCCAGAGGAGGCAUUGCAUCUAGAUAGGGAUGGUCCGUGAGUGUCUUGGGGGCAUUGGAUGAUACCAGGGACAUGGAGGCUCAUACGAGGGGCGGGAGGUGCAAGUAAGUGAUUGCCCAGUUGUAGGGUCAAUAAAAAUGGAGCGAAAAUGAACC
Messenger RNA from Purpureocillium takamizusanense, 3871 nucleotides. RefSeq lists its product as uncharacterized. The transcript has a single exon. The record is from RefSeq and is a predicted model, not a curated record. Lineage: Eukaryota; Fungi; Ascomycota; Sordariomycetes; Hypocreales; Ophiocordycipitaceae. The coding region runs from base 902 to 3538 and encodes 878 amino acids.